AUAGUCACGAUACUGUAAGAGUUCUGCAAAAUAGUGUACAGGAUCAGACACCUCCACCGCUAAAAUUUUUAGCCAACCGGAUAUUGUAAAGAAGGUUUUAAAGGUGCCUUAGAAAUUAAGCAACCGGAUAUAGUCAUCUUCAUUCUUCUGCCAUCAAGGAAGUUCUGGGAUCACCUAUAGUCAUCAUCUUCAUUCUUCACCCAACAAGAAAGUUCUGGAUUAGCCAGAAUGGCAGAGCUCUCUAAAAGUUGGGCUGAUGAGGCGGAUGAAUCUGAGUCUAGCUCUGAAGUUGCAAUUGCUUCUUUGGCUUUGAGUGAAUCCAGUAAUGUCAACCAAUCCAUCUCUAACCCUGAUGACGACAGUAUCCAAACCGUUACAUCUGGGGACACUCUGUAUAAAUCUGCUAAAACAUUCGAAGACUUGAACUUGUCACCGGAGUUGUUGAGAGGAUUAUACGCGGAGAUGAAUUUCGAGAGGCCGAGUAAAAUUCAGGGCAUAUCUUUGCCUAUGAUUUUAACUCCACCCCAUAAGAAUCUGAUCGCCCAGGCUCACAAUGGAUCCGGAAAAACAACAUGCUUUGUGCUGGGAAUGUUGAGCCGAGUUGAUCCUAAACUCGGUGCCCCUCAGGCUCUCUGCAUCUGCCCCACUAGAGAACUUGCCAUUCAGAAUAUGGAAGUUUUGUUAAAGAUGGGAAAAUAUACUGGUAUAACAUCAGAACUGGGCAUACCACCAAGUAAGGACAACUAUGUUCCAAUUAAUAAGCGACCCCCUAUUACAGCUCAAGUCAUAAUUGGUACCCCUGGGACAAUAAAAAAGUGGGUUGUUGCUAAGAAACUGGGCACAAGUUGCAUGAAAAUUCUUGUAUUUGAUGAGGCGGACCACAUGUUAGCAGAGGGUGGCUUUCAGGAUGACUCUAUAAAAAUAAUGAAGGCCAUUGUAAACGGCAAAGCCGAUUGCCAGGUGCUCUUGUUUUCUGCAACUUUCAAUGAAUCUGUCAAGAGGUUUGUUAAGAAAAUUGUCGAAGACCUGUUUGUUAAAGAUUACAACCAGCUUUUUGUGAAGAAGGAAGAACUUUCAUUGGAGUCUGUCAAGCAGUUUAAGGUGCAGUGUCCCGAUGAGCUUUCAAAGGUCAUGGUGGUUAAGGAUAAAAUACUUGACCUGGGUAAGAAGGUGGGACAGACAAUCAUAUUUGUGCGUUCAAGGAAUAGUGCUUAUAUGUUGCACAAAUCACUAGUGGAUCUAGGCUAUGAGGUAACAACAAUUCAAGGUGCUCUGAACCACGAAGACCGGGAUGAAAUUAUUAAGGAGUUCAAGCAGGGGCUAACACAAGUUCUUAUAUCAACGGAUCUUCUUGCUCGAGGAUUUGACCAAUCCCAGGUGAAUUUGGUCGUGAAUUAUGAUCUUCCAGUGCAAUAUGAGCAUCCAUCUGAGCCAGACCAUGAAGUGUACUUGCAUAGGAUAGGUAGAGCCGGUCGUUUUGGGCGAAAAGGUGCUGUUUUCAACUUGCUUUGUAACGAUAAAGACAACAUGUUGAUGUCCAAGAUUGAGAGCCACUUCGACAGUCCUGUGGCUGAGAUCACCUCUUGGGAAAGUGACGAAGACUUCAAGGCUGCUUUGAACACCGCUGGUCUGCUCUAAGUGCGGAAUGUUUGGAUGCCUUGACUGCACUUUUGUUGUUACCGCUUGCGUUGCAAAUAUUUGAUUCCGUCCUACUUGACCUGGGAAAUGACAAACCGGCCCAGUCAACCCGGAAACUAGCAGUCUGAGCCCAAAACUUUGCUGGUUAAUGAGAAAUCAUAAAUAGGAGAAAGCCAGUGAAUAUCGACUAACCGCGUGAGACGUGGUCCAGACUCGGCAGGGAAGAAAUGGGCAUGUGAUGGUGCAUUAAAUGCGGUUGUUGAUGCUAAAGAGUGACAAGAUGAGGAUUCGGUCAUAGCAAGGCCUAACACUCCGCUCUCGUGUGUCGAGGGCUUCUGCCAAGGGCUCAUCUUAUAAAUGGAGACUCUGGACCGAUCCCCUUAGUGGUCCACUCUGUGAGUUGUUGCGACCCAUGGCUCCUGGCGGCCCACCUAAGGGGUGACCAAUUGCUUGUUGGGCCUCUUGUACGUUGUUGGGCCUUCUGUAAUGAUAACGCAAGUAUACGGAUUGGGUGCUCACGAUACAUGUACUCCAUCAGGAGCCCCACACUCCCUUUAUCGAGAGGUAACCACGACGAUGGGGAGUAGUUCUUUGAAUGAUCUGGUUUUUGAAGUUUGUGUAUUUUAUGCGAUUUUGUUUGGUGAUAAAAAAGACUAAGGGGUAGUCCCCCCCACUCCUCUUGACCGAAGGUAGUUCGAGCUGUAAGAGUUUAAAUUUGUUGUGUCGAGUUCUUCUCCAAAUAGUUGUAUGUUGUUUGAUCAGAGGGUGCUAUGCAAAGACACGCAUUUGUCGAGGUCACUUGAUGGACUUUGUUGUGCCUUUGUCUAGAUUGUAGUAGAGGACGAGGGCACCUUUGGUCUGUAGUUUAGCUAAGAGCGUUGGGUAAUGUGGUAUGCCUGUGUUGAACUAGGGGUCUCCCAUUAGAAUGUAGCAGGGGCCAAAGGGUGCCACUGUGGGCUGACUAUCAGUGCGCACGAGAGCUUGGAAGGUAUCGGGAGCUUGGAAUCAAGGGGACUUCAUGUAUGUUGGGUCAUAGGGUGAGUGAGAGUCAUCAUGACUGCCCAAAAAGUUUGAUUUGUUGUUGAUGGUAAUGCUAGUCACAUUGUGACAGGGGCUUCGAGGACGGGCGUGCUGGUUGGGUUGGUCCACGGUGUGUGAUGAUUGCUUUCUAACUGAAGGGGGUGACUUUGAGGUAACCCUUGUUGGGUUACCUAUAAAUACCCCAAGCCUGGGCGCAUUUUUCGUUGCGCAUUUUGUAAUCUGAAGUGAAGCUCUGCCCUUUUUAGAGAGAUAAACCUCGCGUAGAUUUAAACUCAUCUUUUGGGGUGAGUUCUUCAUCAAUUCUUCUUUUUUCUUGCAUACUUUGCUUCUAGGUGCAUGAUCUAGUGUUAGGUUGAAAACUCUAGAUCUCCCUUCAUGUUAGAAAGUUUGAUCUCCCUAAGGCUUGCUAGUUAUGUCGUCUGAAGUUGAUUCUCAAGACAUCUCGAGGACACCUUCUAUUGAGAACCAAGUCGAGUUCGAGGACUGGCUAGAGGAGAGGACACCCAGUCCUGAGGCCUCGGUGGGAGGCCCAAGGAGGCUGCUGAGAAUCUUGAGAAGGACCUUCAGGCUACGGAUAUAACCCAAGGCUUCAAUCUAGAGAUGGAAGAUAAAGAGAUGGCUGAGGCGGUGCAGGUAGAGGAGGAGGCAGCUGCGAGGGCCGCUUCAUGCAUUGGUUCGGAUGGAUUUAGGGGGGGGGGAGGGGCGCCCCCUGGACUUUCAAUUUUUUCUACUAUAUAUGUGAUGUUUUCAUACUUUAAUUAGAUACAUAUGUUUUCGUCCUCCUUAGGACCGUAACUUUUACGGGUAGUUUUCAAAAUUAAUAUAUAGUCUUAC
Messenger RNA from Cuscuta europaea, 3513 nucleotides. Lineage: Eukaryota; Viridiplantae; Streptophyta; Magnoliopsida; Solanales; Convolvulaceae. The record is from the annotation of a GenBank genome assembly.